Messenger RNA from Paramecium tetraurelia, 2955 nucleotides. RefSeq lists its product as uncharacterized. The transcript has 3 exons. Gene Ontology annotation, molecular function: voltage-gated potassium channel activity. Gene Ontology annotation, biological process: regulation of membrane potential; potassium ion transmembrane transport. NCBI's taxonomy places the organism in Eukaryota, Ciliophora, Oligohymenophorea, Peniculida, Parameciidae. The record is from RefSeq and is a predicted model, not a curated record. Gene Ontology annotation, cellular component: membrane.
AUGCUAAACCCUGUUUCUAAUUCUCACUCUCCCACUUCAACUUAAAGAUAAUUUUAUUAGACUUCAGGCCCUUUGAAAGGAAUCCUAAAAAAUAAAUCUCUAUAUGGAGAUAAUCAAGACAGAAAUUCAUUGUAAGGAGAUAAGAACGUGGAAGAUGAACUAAUUGAAUAAUCAUUUUUAUCAUAAGGAUCCUUUCAUGCACACAAAAAUUCAAAUAGUUAAGUUGGUGCGUAGAAAUCAAAUAUAAUUAAACAAGCAUCUAAUAAAUUUGGGAAAUUAAACAAUGUAUGGAGAAACAAAUCUUUAAAUAUUAUAUAUUAUAUAUCAAAAUUCGCAAGAUAAUUGAAAACAAGUGCAAAUAAAAUAAAAUUUAAACUAUUAACAAGAAGGAUUCUGGAUCUCAUUCGGGACUUGGGAUCGGAUACUGAUGAGUUGCUUAGACAGAGAGAUAAUUAAUAUCAUAAAAAAACGGUUAAAACUAUAUAAUGCAUCGAUAAAAUGUUGAAUAAAAUACAAUAUUUGCCUAUCAUUGAGCCUGACUCAAUUAUUAAAUUAACUUGGGAUAUCAUAGUACUAUUAGCAAUCGUUAUUAAUAUUGUCUACAUACCAUUAGAAUUGAGCUUCUCAGUUGAUAUGGAUUAAAUGACUUAAUUAUGUUUAAACACACUUCCUUCGUGGUUGUUCGUAGUGGAUAUUUUUGUUACAUUACAAACAGCUUAUUAUGCAAAAGGAAUUAUACAUAGAAAUCAAAUAGAAAUCUUUAAGAAUUACCUUAAGGGAGGAACAUUAAUUCUUGAUAUCAUAAUAGUAAUCCCAAUCUUACUUUCAUCUUUGAAUUUUUCAUUUUUUAAAUAUGCUCUACUAUUGAGAAUCUUUAGAUUACCAAAAAUAGCAGGCAAUAUAGAAGAGAUUAUCAAUCCAAAUCAACAAGUUAAGGCAGUAAUCUCAUUAAUUAAAUUGAUAUAUUUCAUUUUAAUAACCUGCCAUUUCUGUGCCUGUAUGUGGGCAUUUUUAGGAGAAACUUAAUUAGAAUAUGGACUGCAUUCAUGGAUUGCUCAUUAUCAAAUUGAUGAUUCCGAUUGGAGAAUUAAAUAUAUUUAUUCAUUUUAUUAUUCUGCAAUUACAACAUUAACAAUAGGAUAUGGAGAUAUAACCCCUCAAACAAUCCCUGAAAAAAUAUAUACUAUAUUUUUGGCCUUAUUGGUUUGUGGUGUAUUAGGAUACAGUGUGUCAACUGUUGGAGAGAUAAUUAAAUAACUGCAAGAGAAAAAUUAAGUGUUUAAAGAAAAGAUGUCAUUGGUUACUAAUUAUGUGAAGAGUCGAAAACUAAACAAACAAUUAUAAUUGCAAGUGAGGAAAUAUUUUGAGCAUUAUUUAUAAUUAGAAGAAAAGUCCUAGAUUGAAGCAGAAGAAUUGAUGUAAAAAUUGACAGUUGAAUUAAAACAGAAAGUAACAUUUGAUUUAUAUUGUUCCAUACUAAAAUAAUCUAAAGUGCUUUAGAAUUUGUGCGAGUCUUGUUUAUAAAAAUUAUGUUUGGUGGCACAUGAAUAAAAAUUUGCACCUGAAGAGAUCAUUUGGAAAUAAAAUGAACAAGCAUCCAAAUUAAUUUUCUUAGUUAAAGGCAAGUUAGAAUUGAUGGCCAAUGAUAUUGUCUUAAAAAGUUGGAAAAAAGGAGUUAUUGGAGAACGAGAAUUUGCUUCAUAAACAACUUACAUCACAUAUUUAAAAGCCUCUAAAUUCUCUUAAGUAGUGUAUAUUGAAUACACAGAUCUUCAACACAUUUUGGGAGAUCAUUAAGAAGAUCUUGAAAAAAUCAAGAUGCUACAAGACAAUCUGAUAUUUAAUGAAAAUUAUAAAACUUUUGGAAAUGUUUGUGAGGUUUGUGAAUGGACUCAUUCAAUUGAGAAAUGUCCAUUUGUAUUUAUAAAAGUUAAUAAAACAAAAAUUAUGAACAAAUUUAAAGAAACCAAAGAAUAAAAUCGAUUAUUUUCAGAUAGGAAUAUAUUUAGAUAUACUUCCAGAAAAAAAAUCAGUGAUAUUUAAGAGUGUGCACUGGCGAUGAUAAUAAAUGAAAAAUUUAUUCAUUAGCUAGAUAUUACUGAUGCUUAUUUACAACAAUUAGGAUUUGCAUUAGAUGUAGAUGAUUAAUAAAAUGGCAGUGGAUAAUAAAGAUAAAAUACUUAAAGAGAGUAGACUGCUCUAAAUGAUACUUUUACUGUUAAAAGCAAUACAAAUAGAGAUAAUAUUAGAAAAUAAAGCGAUAGCUUUUCUAAUGAUGUAUUGACUUAUAGUGGUUAAAUGCCUCCAAUUGUUCCUCAUCAAUCAAUCCCUUCCCCUUAAAUAUCCUAGAAAUUAAGCAUAAAUAAAAAAAAGGAUAGUUAGUCAAAUGCGAAAUAAACAGACAACACCCCUAUCUUAAGAAAAUUAAAAAGGGAAAAUUCUUAAAAUAUUGAAAGAAGAAUUUAAUUUGUGUAAUCGUAAUUAAAUGAAUCGAAAGAAUUAAGAAAAAAUUCUAAACUUGAUAGUUGGAGAAGUAUUGAUUAAAAUCUAGGAAUUACAUCUAAUAAAAAAAUAUCCUAUACAAGUUAGGCUAGUGUAAGCUUAUAUAAACAAAAAAGCUUAUAAAAAUAAAUUAGUCUAGCUGCUAGUCCUAGGAAAAAGAAGAAUUCUUCAAGCGUUGCAGGCACUCUAAAUUCAAGAACAUCCAAAGCUCAAUAUGUAAAUUCUAAUGAAAAUGAAGAUAUGGUCAUAAUUAUGGAAGAGGCUGAAGAAAGGACAGUUGAAUACUGUGAUUUUGAUCUUGAUAAGUAAUUCAUUAUGGCAAUUUAUUUUCCAAUAUUUAAUUAUGACGGAAUAAUUAAAAAGAUUCAGCUGUAGUUUUAAUAAAAGCAAAUAUCCAUAAAAGCAAGCAUGAAAAAAUCAAAAACCUUACAACGACUAAUGAACGAUGAUUGA